AACUGUCCUUUAAAAAACAAGCCUAUAUCCCGAGAAAAAAGAGAGAGAGGGAGAGAGAGAAAAAGAGAGGGAGACAGCAAUAAAAGAGCCCCGAGAGCCGGAGCCACAACGUGGGCUGGGUUAUUGUCAGCCGCUUCCAACAGACCACGGGAGGAGGGGGGUGGAGGGGGGGGGGUCCGGCACAUCACGUGACCCCGGGGUGCCAAUGUCCAGUCCUGAGGGUAUCAGGCCCUCGCAAAUUGCCACCCGCCACCCAGGGCUCGUACAGCGAUGCAGAAAGCGACCUACUACGACAACACAGCAGCACUGUUCGGAGGUUAUUCCUACCCUGGCAGCAAUGGCUUCGGUUACGACGGGCCCACCCAACCCCCCUUCCAAUCCGCCACUCAUUUGGAAGGAGACUACCAGCGUUCGGCCUGCUCACUCCAGGCUCUGGGCAACACGGCCCCUCAUGGCAAAAGCAAAGAGUUGAACGGCAGCUGUAUGAGGCCUGGCUUGGCGCCGGAGCACCACUCGGCCCCCCCUCCGGGUUCGCCCCCUCCCAAUGCCACCCCAAGCAGCACCAGUAGCAACAGCAAUAAUGCCAGUGGGCCCAGCAAAAACGCUCCCCCCAAAUGCGGCCCCGGCUCCAACUCCACCCUCAGCAAACAGAUUUUUCCCUGGAUGAAAGAGUCGAGGCAAAACUCCAAACUGAAAAACAGCUCCCCCAGCACAGAAAGCUGCGGCGGCGGCAGUGGCAGUGGUGGAAGCGGCGGAGGCGGAGGAGGUGGGGGUGGCGGGGGAGGCGGGGGAGGGGACAAGAGCCCGCCGGGAUCCUCUGCCUCCAAACGAGCCCGGACAGCCUACACCAGUGCUCAGCUGGUGGAGCUGGAGAAAGAGUUUCAUUUCAAUCGCUACCUGUGCCGGCCCCGCCGGGUGGAGAUGGCCAACUUACUCAACCUGAGCGAGCGCCAGAUCAAGAUUUGGUUCCAGAACCGGCGGAUGAAGUAUAAGAAGGACCAGAAGUCCAAGGGGUUGGGCUCGUCUUCCGGGGGCCCAUCUCCGGCCGGCAGCCCCCCUCAGCCCAUGCAAUCUACAGCGGGCUUCAUGAACGCCUUACAUACCAUGACCUCCAGCUAUGAGACCCCGUCCCCUCCUGCCUUCGGCAAACCCCACCAGAAUGCCUAUGCUUUGCCGUCGAACUACCAACCGCCACUCAAGGGCUGUGCCGCCCCGCAGAAGUACACGCCCAACCCCGCGCCUACCGAGUACGAAACCCAUGUCCUCCAAGGCAACGGGGGAGCCUACGGUACACCGAGCAUGCAAAGCAGCCCAGUGUACGUCGGGGGGGGCGGGUACGUGGAUCCACUGCCGCCCCCUGCCGGCCCCUCCCUGUAUGGCCUCAACCACCUGUCCCACCACGCGUCGGGGAACCUGGACUACAACGGGGCGCCCCCUAUGGCCCCCAGCCAGCACCACGGACCUUGCGACCCACACCCCACCUACACAGACCUUUCUUCUCACCAUGCGCCUCCUCAGGGUAGAAUCCAAGAAGCGCCCAAAUUGACACACCUGUGAUGGGAGAAGUGAGGGUGGUGGGAUGGAGGAGCACAAAGAGGAAAGAGGGUGUGGGAAAGAGCCAGCAAGACUGAGAUUGCCCAGAGGUGACGGAGAGGACAGGGGGGAGGAUUCCAGGGACAGGGAGUUUCUCUGUGAAUAAGGGUCAGGGGGUGAGGGAAGAGUAUUGCCUCACUCUCCCAGGUCCCCACAUCACAAAAUUUGCGUUCAAACUCUUACCUCCUUCUACCUGCCAAUUAAAUAACCGAAUCCAGACCAGGCUAGAGAUGUUGCCCCUCUCCAUCCCCGUUCCCUGCCCCCACUUUCCCUAGUAACUCCAAAGCUCCAAUACAACUUUUAGUUAGAAUGCCGUGGGGGUGGGGGUGGGGGUGGGGGUGGAGCAAGAGAAGCUCAGAAAAUUGGAGGUGAGGGUUGUGGAGAAGCACACUUUAAAAGCAGAGAAGAGGAUGACUUAGCAAAAGGCAACCAAACUACUUACCUCCCACCUUUUUGACCAUGCCAGAUAUCUUCUUAAUUCUCUCUCUUUUUAAAAAGAAAACAUUCACAAAUAUUUCAACCCCCAGGGCACAGAAUGGGCACUAACUCCUCCAUUCUCUUAGCACCUUCAAAAUCUGCAUCCUCCCUUUCAUGUGGGCCUUAUCUAAGACCACCCUCACUCCUCCCUUCCUCUCUUUUCCUCCCCCUUCACCCUAUUUGUUAGCCCUACAUCCUUUUCCAGGAUUUUAAGAUCUACAUACCUGGUGAUUUCCCCCAUUACAAUUUUCAGUGGCCUCAGGGAUGCUGAGAGAUCCUGAAAGUUAUAACUGCCUAUAUUAUAAAGAUAUAGCUAUAUUUUUUUCUUUGAAAAAUGGCUGAGGAGCAAAGGUAGGCCUGGGGCAGGCAAGUUGUCAGGUCUAAAUAUUCGUCUGUCCUCCCCUGCCCCCACUUUAUCACUCUCCAGUCCAAUUACCACAUCCUCCCUCCUCUCUUUAGGGCUCAUCACAAAAAGCAAUCCAGACACAAGAGGUUAGAAGCUUUUUCUUUAUUAUUAUUAUUUGCUUAUUCUCUUGACUUAACGUGAAAACAGGGUAUAUUUGAACAAACUGUAUGUCCCAGGGCCUGAGCUGAUGCCAGAGCCUUUGGUAUGUGCUGGCCUAAUGCUCCUAACUGGGAUACCAUUGUUGCACUUAGAGUUUACAUUUUAAUGGAUAUAAAAACAACUGUGAGAGACGCUUGGGCCAGCAGAAUCCAGGCGUUGCUCUAAAAGUGUGUGUUCUAGUGAACAUUUUCAUAUAUAUUUAUUGGUUAUAGGCUGUUAAAAUAUUUUCCUUUUUUGUAUUAUUUAUCCCCCUACCUAACAUUAUGUAUUUAUAUGAGGGACAAAAGAAAAUUGUACUUUUUUUCUUUUAGUAUUUACUUGUUAUAAAAGACGUUGUGUUUCCUGUCGUAAAACCUUUUUAUUUUAAUUAUUACUGUACCCUAGGAAAGAGCCGUAGAUUUUAUGUUACCCUCGUACUUACGAGCAAUUGUAAUUAGUUCUCUUAAAGGCAUGAACUCAGCUCCUAAUCGUCUCUGUAUAGUCCUGAAUUUGUAGACUUAGAGUUACUCCCUCUUGGAAAUCUUUGUUCUUAGGAGUUACUUUUUCCUUACUAAAAAGGG
Messenger RNA from Dromiciops gliroides (monito del monte), 3195 nucleotides. RefSeq names its product homeobox B3 (gene HOXB3). The transcript has 3 exons. Bases 271 to 1557 code for a protein of 428 amino acids. Gene Ontology annotation, biological process: regulation of transcription by RNA polymerase II. The record is from RefSeq and is a predicted model, not a curated record. Lineage: Eukaryota; Metazoa; Chordata; Mammalia; Microbiotheria; Microbiotheriidae. Gene Ontology annotation, cellular component: nucleus. Gene Ontology annotation, molecular function: DNA-binding transcription factor activity, RNA polymerase II-specific; RNA polymerase II cis-regulatory region sequence-specific DNA binding.